Sipha flava (yellow sugarcane aphid) is the source of this 2007-nucleotide messenger RNA. It is a transcript of the gene Pif1, whose product is annotated as ATP-dependent DNA helicase PIF1. Bases 82 to 1854 code for a protein of 590 amino acids. Gene Ontology annotation, biological process: telomere maintenance; DNA repair. The transcript is spliced from 7 exons. NCBI's taxonomy places the organism in Eukaryota, Metazoa, Arthropoda, Insecta, Hemiptera, Aphididae. Gene Ontology annotation, molecular function: DNA helicase activity. The record is from RefSeq and is a predicted model, not a curated record.
UUUCAAAAUUUCUAUAAGUAUUGUAUAUAUUAUGUAUUAAUUUUUAUAAUUUAAAGUAUUGUUAAGACUUAUAUUUGUACCAUGUCAUUGCAAUGUGCCUGUUCUGUAGAAUGGUUUAACGCUCAAGGUAUUGUUUUAAAACGUUUCAAAUCAUCGUCAAGUACUCUAUUAAUGACUAGAAAUGAUUUCCGAGACAUUUUCAUUGAUUUAACUGCCGAUAAGAGCGUAGUGCAUCGGUUUCUAUUGAAAGAUAUUGCUGUGCACAAACGUUUCGCCAGUGAUGGUAAAGCCACAAUUAAUUUUAAGUCGGACAAGGCUAUGUUGAUGAUAUCAAAUGCUCCUGUUUCUCAACUGGCAGAUUUUUUAAAAACGCUUUUUAUUAAAGUGACAGCACAUAAAGAUUCGCCUCAGGUAAAAAUCAGAGAACGCCUCUUUGCUGUUAAAAGAAGUGAGACUGAAGAAAUCAGCCCCAUAAAUUUAAAGGAUGUUGGACGUGUUGAUAAAAAAUUAGAAGGUCCGAGUACUAAAAAAAAAAAACUGAAUAAUGAAUUGGUAAAUCAUGAUGUCAAAAAUGGUUAUUUGAUUAAUUUUAGAGAUAAGCUCACUAAUGAACAGAAAGAAAUAGUAGAUGCUAUUAAUGCUAAUUAUAAUAUAUUUUUUACUGGUAGUGCUGGAACAGGUAAAUCAUUUUUAUUACGUUACAUAGUAAAGACUUUACCACCUGAUGUUACAAUGGUAACCGCGAGUACUGGAGCAUCAGCUUGUCUUAUUGGUGGAGUUACAUUACAUUCUUUUGCUGGUAUUGGUAUUGGAGAAUGCACUAUUGAACGAGGUAUUGAAAUGGCAUCCAAACCACAAGUUGCACAAAUUUGGCGUAGAUGUAAAACAUUAAUUAUUGAUGAAAUAUCCAUGGUAGAUGGGGAAUACUUUGAAAAACUCGAUAAAAUAGCAAAAGCUGUUCGUAAACGAGAUGAACCAUUUGGUGGUAUUAAAUUAGUAUUAUGUGGCGAUUUUUUACAAUUACCUCCUAUAAAACAAGGAAAACCUAGAUUCUGCUUCCAAACUGCUACAUGGGUUCAAUGUAAUUUUCGUUGUUUCAAUUUAAAGUUUGUUCAUAGACAGUCUGACAGUGAAUUCAUAAAAAUUUUAAAUGACUUACGAAUAGGAAAAAUAGAACCUGAUACAGCAAUAAAAUUAAAAGCCACAGCAUUUAAUUUAAUGGAACAAAAUGGUAUUGCACCUACACGUCUUUGUUGUCGGACUGCUGAUGCUCAAAUGAUUAAUCAGAAAAAGUUAUUUGAGUUGCCAGAUAAAGAAUAUAAAUUUCAAGCAUUUGAUAGUGGUCCAACCAAAACAUUAGAUGAACAUACUCCUGUAGAAAAAUAUUUUGUUCUAAAGUCUGGUGCUCAAGUAAUGUUAUUAAAAAACAUAAGUAUAUCUUCAGGACUAGUAAAUGGUGCUAGAGGAGUAGUCAAAAGUUUUGAUAAAAAUGGGUUUCCAAUUGUUCAAUUUAAAUGUGGCAACUUGGUUCCUAUUAAACCUGAAAAGUGGAUAGUCAAAACUCCUAGUGGACAAUUUAUUUCAAGGCAACAAGUACCUUUAAAACUAGCUUGGGCAUUUUCUAUUCAUAAAUCACAGGGUUUAACUCUAGAUUGCGUUGAAAUUUCUUUGGGACGAGUGUUUGAAGCUGGGCAAGCUUAUGUUGCAUUGUCUAGAGCUAAAAGUUUAGAAUCUUUAAGAAUUUUAGAUUUUGAUAAGAAACAUGUUUGGGCGAAUCCUGAUGUUAUAGCAUUUUAUAAUAAAUUAGAUAGGAUGGUUAAAUCUGACAAAAUAUAUGCUUUAGGAAAACAAUAGUUUGAAUUAAUUUAGAGUACAUAUGUAGUUAACAAUUUCAGUUAAAUGUACCAGAUAAGUCAUGUAUUUGUGUAAUUGAUUACAAAAUUAAACAUAAAGUAUUUUGAAUUUAAUAUUAAUUACUUACAUUUUGAAAGUCCAUGUGAUAACUAA